UGAAUGUGGAUGUGAUAAAAUAAUUUAAUAUGUAAUCUUUGAAUUUUCUCAUUAAAUCAAUUUAUCUAUGCUCUUCUGACAUGUUUGGCUAUCUUUGACUUGUUUUAGUUGAAGGUUCGGAUGUCGUUUUAACAUGUGUGUUUAAUGUAUAAAAUUGACUGUAUUAUAUUUGAAAUGGUAGAAAUUAUCGAUGUGUAAUGUGAAUGGACAAUGUUUUGUUGAUUUGUAACAUAUUGAUAUAAGGAUGGAGUGCUUUUUGCCUUCCACUGCUUUUGUUACUAGGAAACGUGCAGAUCUUACAGAUAGUUGUGAUUCUACAAAAUGCGUAGAAGGAUCUGAUAUGAAUUCUGGCUCCUCAAACAUAUGUGAUGUUUACACCCCUAUUGGUAACUCAGGUUGUACUGAUAAGUCUCAUGACUACUUAGAUUUACCUGGUGCUGUUGUUGAUAAUGAAUGUGUAAAAAAGGAAUUUUCAUACUGCAAUGAAGUUAAAACUGGUGUGCUUGAUACUGACUUCCAAGAUGUUUGUGAAUCUCCACGUAUGACAUCGGUUGAUCGUUUGAACAGAUUAAAAAAUGAACUUAGUUCCACAAAUACUACAACAAAAAUUCCACAAUUUGGCUAUGAACCAGUUGACGAACCAAUUGACGAACCAUUUGUUCCCGUUUCAACGGAUCCACUUGAAUCUACUCAUUCCAAUUCAGGUUCUACAUCACCAUCAACUACUACUCCUGUUAAAUCUGUACGUUCAUCUAACAGGAGACUGGAUGUGUUGAACAGUAUCAUCAGGACUAGACUGGAUGAACCACAUGUCAACAUCAGUGAUGAUGAAACUAAGAAUCCUAUCCUGGCUAACUCUGUGAGACGUACCAAGGGUCUUUCCUCUAACACUGCUGAUGUUCGAAGAUCUUUACAGGUUCUGGGCAGUUCUCGGUGUUGGACUGACCGUUUCGAGAACCAGGAUCCUGAUGAUGAUGACUCCGUAUCUGCUACUCAGAGUCCUGUUAGAAGUUUGAAUAGUUUAAUGAAUUCACAGGCCGAUGUUUCCGAUUCAUCUUAUCGACGACCUGUAUGGGAAUCUACACCUAAUUUCACUCCAAUCAGAUCCAUAAGUAGUAUCAACAGAUUUCAAACUGACAACAGCUCUAAAGGUGAUAGUUUGGAUAUGUUUGCUAGUACCAGUAUUGCUCAGAUGUCUCGGAUGCAAUUCAAUCCUAUGUCAAAUGUAACCCUAACUAGGGAAGAGAUGUGCAGAGCCAACUUAUCAGGGGAGUUAUUAGUUCUUCACAAACAUUUCCAAAAUAUCUGUACUGUGAUUAACCGUUCCAUGAAGAGGGAUGAUAAACCCUAUUUCCGUGUUUUAAGAACUCUAGUUCAACGUCUAUCACGCAAGUCAUUUACCAUGGAUCAUUUAAGGAAGGUACUUUGGCUGGCUCCCAACUUGAUCAGUGUAAAGUGGGUCCUUAUAAGUGAAUCAUUCAGAAAGAAAUAUCCUACUGAGUACAAAGAGUCUACUGACAAGGUCUACGAUAUUACUAUUAAGAUCCUUCGACCUGAUCUUUCUAGCUGUUACAAUAACCAGGACUAUGAGACAGCUUGUUUUCUCUUCAAGACUAUUUUAUGCUGUUGGUCACUGAAAUGUGAUUCUGAGAACUUGGUUGAUUUCGAUGUCCCCAUGGCUGAACUCCCAGAGAAGACCGUUAGGUCCAAUUUAUCUACCCCAAUCAGGGAUACUACUCCCAGAUUUGACACACCCAUGAGAAGUGUCACACCUAGAGUAUAUGAUACACCCAUGCGAUCUAUCACAGCUAGAAUUAAUGAUACACCAAUGAGAUCUAUCACAGCUAGAGUUAAUGAUACACCAAUGAGAUCUGUUACACCCAUGAGAGGCUAUACUCCUAUCAGGGACACUACUCCAGUUCGAAGUGUGCUAAGGUCUGAUUUCCCUAUCUGCGUCGAUAACACACCUUGCAAGACUUAUAAGUUGAAUGACGAUGACACAUAUGAAACAUCUUCCAAGAGGAUGAGAACAGAUAGUAUUUCUCCAAUGUCUGUUGACCUGCUUGACACACCUGGUAUGAAUAGGAUUCGUGAGAACAUUAAGAAGUUAGCAGAGACUAAUCAACCACCUGAUCCUCAGAAUGAUUUGAAAUUCUGGAUUGACAUGAGGUGGUUUACCAAAAUCCUUCUAGAAAUUAUCGUUAGUGAUACUUCACCAAUCAUGAAACUCGAAUUUCUAGUUGAUUUCAUAGUCAAGUAUGGCUCAAGGAAAGUAACUCAAGAUCAAGUUACAAGAUGGGUUGACACAUUGUCUGAGAUUGACCCUUUAAUUUUACACAAGGGUAUAUCUAAAUUUGAAGACUACACAACAGUUAUUACAAUCAACAAAUCAGCCUCCUUCGACAAUGCCCUGGAUUACAUUAAUAAUAAAAUAAAAACUCUUAAAUCAUUUUAAUUUAGUUAACACCUUUUAUCCCAUUUAUCUUUAUAGAAUCACUACUCAGACUUAUCUUGUCAAUUAUCACCUUAGGUGAAUCAAUGUAGUAAAUCCAC
This is a messenger RNA of Theileria parva strain Muguga, 2553 nucleotides long. Its product is annotated as DNA replication factor CDT1 like family protein. NCBI's taxonomy places the organism in Eukaryota, Apicomplexa, Aconoidasida, Piroplasmida, Theileriidae. The transcript has 2 exons. The coding region runs from base 245 to 2455 and encodes 736 amino acids. The record is from RefSeq and is a predicted model, not a curated record.